CUCAUGGGGUCCUUCGGCUGUGGGCCGGCGCGGGGAGAGGGCCUAUAAAUCGCCCCCUCCAAUGCGGCAUUGCCCACACGCCCACGCACCAGAUCAAGAGGCGUAGAGAGCGAGAGAGAAGGAAGGAGACAGAGAGAGAGUCGCAGAUCCAGAGCGAGAGAAGGAUGGGCGGUUGGGCAAUUGCUUUGCAUGGUGGCGCUGGCGUGGACCCUAAUCUCCCACUCCACCGCCAAGAGCAAGCCAAACAACUCCUCACCCGCUGCCUCAAUCUCGGCAUCUCCGCCCUUCGCUCCUCCCUCCCUGCCCUCGACGUCGUCGAACUCGUUCGAGAGUUGGAAACGGAUCCCCUGUUCAACUCCGGCCGCGGAUCUGCCCUGACGGAGAAUGGAACGGUGGAGAUGGAAGCCAGCAUCAUGGACGGGACGAAGAGGCGGUGCGGCGCCGUUUCAGGCCUCACCACGGUGAAGAACCCCAUCUCUCUCGCCCGCCUCGUCAUGGACAAAUCUCCCCAUUCCUACCUUGCCUUCUCUGGCGCCGAUGACUUUGCCAGGCAGCAGGGUGUGGAGCUCGUAGGGAACGACUACUUCAUCACGGAGGAAAACGUGGGAAUGCUUAAACUGGCCAAAGAAGCGAACACCAUCAUGUUUGACUACAGGAUCCCAGCCGUGGGUUUGGAAACGUGCAGCGCCGGCGCCGCCGCGGCGAUGGAGAAGAUGAACGGCCUCCCGAUCAGCGUGUACGCGCCGGAGACGGUGGGGUGCGUGGUGGUGGACGUCGAGGGGCGGUGCGCGGCGGCGACCUCUACCGGGGGACUGAUGAACAAGAUGACCGGGCGCAUCGGGGACUCGCCGCUCAUCGGGGCGGGAACUUACGCGUGCGAACUCUGCGGGGUGUCUUGCACGGGUGAGGGGGAGGCCAUCAUACGGGGGACGCUGGCGCGGGAGGUGGCGGCGGUGAUGGAGUACAAGGGACUGGGGCUGCAGGACGCGGUGGAUUUCGUGAUAAAGGAGAGGCUGGACGAAGGGAAGGCGGGGCUGAUCGCAGUGUCGCGAAAUGGGGAAGUUGCUUGUGGGUUUAACACCACUGGAAUGUUCAGGGCCUGCGCCACCGAAGAUGGGUUCAUGGAAGUGGGCAUUUGGGAAUAAUGACAACAAUAUUAAUAAUAGAGAAAUAAUGUACUCGGAAGAUGGUUUUUAAUUUUUAGGGUUAGGUUUUUUAAUUAGAUCCGGCCUGAAAUGGGUGCUGUAGGGUUGUAACUUGGGGCGAGUGGUGUAGUGAUUUGGGCUGCUGCACUGUUAAUAAUGAUGGCCUAGAGUAUACCAGCUUCAUUGUAUGGUGGAGAUUGCAUGCUCUGCAUUCUUCAUCCUUUGGGGAAUUUAAUAUAAAGCCACUUGCUUACCAUUGAAUUCAA
Malania oleifera is the source of this 1411-nucleotide messenger RNA. RefSeq names its product probable isoaspartyl peptidase/L-asparaginase 2. Lineage: Eukaryota; Viridiplantae; Streptophyta; Magnoliopsida; Santalales; Ximeniaceae. The record is from RefSeq and is a predicted model, not a curated record. The transcript has 4 exons. Bases 165 to 1145 code for a protein of 326 amino acids. Gene Ontology annotation, molecular function: hydrolase activity.